Messenger RNA from Rotaria socialis, 1407 nucleotides. The record is from the annotation of a GenBank genome assembly. Lineage: Eukaryota; Metazoa; Rotifera; Eurotatoria; Philodinida; Philodinidae.
AUGCAUCGAGUAAAAUAUUUAUUUAACUUACCAGUACGUUUUCAUUCAAGUACAGCAUCUAAAUUUAAUCCAUGGCAUGACUAUCGUCCUUAUUUGGAUCAAGUGAAAACUUAUAUUACUCGUUUAAACCCAUACAUUGAAUUGGAGCUUCGAUCAGCUGCACUCAAUUGGGACUAUAUAUUAAACAAUGAAAAUUCUCAAGCCAUAUCAGAUAAUGUAAAACAACGAAAAGAAAAUGAUUUUGUUGAUAUUGAACAUAUUCUUGCUCUUCAUCGUGACAUACAGACCUUAUUUCAUCGAAUUGAAGAAAAAAAACUUGAUUCAAUUCAAGGCGAAGAUCAAAUUAAACUUAAAAUUCAAGAUUUAUAUAAUUAUGCAUUAAGAAUACCAAAUAAAACACAUCAUGAUGCCCCCAUUGGUAAUGAAGAACAAGCACGUGUAGUGCGUCUUGUGGGGGAAAAGCCAGACACGACUCGUCUUCGACAAGCCGUUGAUCAAAUUGGUCAAGAACUAAAUUUAAUUCAAUUAGAAAAUAUGGGGCAUGUUUCAUUUCGUGGAGCUUAUGCAUUAUUUGGUGAUUUCGCUCGUUUAGAACGAGCUUUAAUGUAUUAUGCUUUUGAAAAACUUACUCAGAAUGGUUUCAAAAUGGUUUCUGUUCCAGAUAUUAUUCAUCGAGGCAUUAUUGAAUCAUGUGGAUUUCCAACUAGAGGUAAACGAUCACAAAUUUAUCAAUUAGAUUAUGGUGAAGAAUUCGGUCGAUAUUGUCUUGCCGGCACAUCUGAAAUGCCUUUAGCUGGUUUGCUCAAGCAUAAUACAUUUCGAAAAGACGAGCUACCACUCAAAUUAGCGGCAUGUAGUCGUUGUUAUCGAGCUGAAUUGCCUGGGGGGAAAACUGAAGGAAGUUUAUAUCGUGUACAUGAAUUUACCAAAGUUGAAAUGUUUGCUGUUACAGUCGACGAUGAAGCAGUAUCACAAGAAAUGCACAAUGAAAUUGUUCGACUGGAAACAUUGAUGUUCGAAGAACUUGGAUUACAUUUCAGAAUACUUGAUAUGCCAACAGAAGAACUUGGUCUAUCGGCAUAUCGAAAAUAUGAUAUUGAAACUUGGAUGCCAGCCAAAGAAUUUUAUGGUGAAAUUAGUAGUGCAUCGAAUUGUACUGAUUUUCAAUCACGUCGUCUUCAUAUUAAAUAUAUCGAUGAUAAUGGUGAUGAACGAUUCGUUCACACUUUGAAUGGAACAGCUAUGGCUAUACCUCGAAUGCUUACCGCAAUUAUUGAAUCCAAUUGGGAUCCGGAAACGAAAAAAAUUGAAAUACCAGCUCCUCUACGACCUUUUAUGGGCAAUCGAGAAUACAUUUCAAAGAGUUCAACUACACCAAGUACUCAAUGGAUUAAAUUUCUUAGUUGA